CCUACUGUUAAACAUGACUUUUGCAGACUCAUGAGAGAGUUACUUGGUCUUCCUGUUGAAUUCUCUGGAACUGCUUCAGAAAAUGAAGUCUCCAUUCCGCUCACUUAAGAGGAUAAGCAUGUUUCUGCCAACGCAAAGAAUGAAGAGGCAUAAGUUUCCCUACAGGUGUCCCACAAGAAAGAAGAUUUUGAUCCUGUGUUUCACAGGGUGGGUGAUUGCACUCCUGAAGCUCCUCCAUGUUGAAAGACACUUUUUUCCACCUAGGAGUAUUUAUCUGGUCGAGCACUUCUUGAGCACCUCUUCGUAUGUCAGAAACAGAUAUUCCUAUCUUAGAAACCACUUCCAGUAUGAAAUUAACUGUUCAUCUAUAUAUGAGCAAGAUCCUCAGGAAAUCGGCAAGAGUUUAGAGAUAAGAAGGAAAGAUAUAAUUGAUUUAGAUGAUGAAGAUAUCAUUGCAAUGACAAAUGAUUGUGACAUGUAUCGUACACUGAGGAAAUACCACCUGAUACCUGUUUCUCCGGAGGAAGAGAGUUUCCCAAUAGCCUAUUCUUUUGUUGUCCACAAAGAUGCAGUGAUGGUUGAAAGGCUCAUACAUUCGCUGUACAGUCAUCAAAAUAUAUACUGCAUUCACUAUGACCAAAAAGCAGCAAAAAGUUUUAAAUCUGCUAUGAACAAUCUAGCUAAAUGUUUUCCCAAUAUUUUCAUUGCAUCAAAACUGGAGAUGGUGAACUAUGCACAUAUUUCAAGACUGCAAGCAGAUUUAAAUUGUUUGUCUGAUCUGAUGAACUCUGCGGUUCCCUGGAAGUAUGUUAUUAACUUGUGUGGCCAAGAUUUCCCUUUGAGAUCAAAUUUCCAGUUGGUUGCUGAACUGAAGAAACUCGGUGGGGGAAACAUGCUGGAAACUAUAAAGCCCAGUAGUAGCAAAAGAGAACGAUUUACUUAUCAUUAUGAACUCAUGAAAGUGCCUUAUGAAUACAUGCAGAUACCUGUGAAAACCAACAUUUCCAAAAACCCACCACCUCAUAAUAUUAAGGUAUUUGUUGGCAGUGCCUAUUUUGUUUUAAGUCGAGCUUUCAUUCAGUACAUCCUUAGCAGCUCUCUUGUAAAAGACUUUUUUGAUUGGUCGAGGGAUACUUACUCUCCAGAUGAACAUUUCUGGGCCACUCUUGUGCGUGUUCCUGGAGUGCCUGGGGAACUUUCGAGGUCUGCCCGAGACAUCACAGACUUGCAGAGCAAAACUCGUUUGGUGAAAUGGAAUUAUCUUGAAGAUCAUUUGUAUCCUCCAUGCACUGGUACCCACCUUCGUAGUGUCUGCAUCUAUGGGGCCGCAGAAUUAAGAUGGCUUAUGAAUUAUGGGCACUGGUUUGCCAAUAAGUUUGACUCCAAAGUAGAUCCUGUCCUGGUAAAAUGCUUGGCAGAAAAACUGGCAGAACAACAAAAAGAGUGGGUCUAUUUGUCUUCUGACAAACAUUUUCUGCGUAUCAAUCCUGCAAAUGCCUCCCUAUAGCAAUGCUAUUCUUCCAGCUGCUGGUACUGUAUACUGCUAUAGCUUGGAGCCUGGGAUUCUCCAGCCCUGACCUGCUGUAGAGGAGUUCCUUCUGCAUUAAGUUCAGGACUUUGAAGAGAGAGGUAUCUGGAUACUAUUUGUGAAAUUAGCAACUCUCUGGUUGACUGUUUUUUUAACUUGCCACAACAAUCCCAUAACUAUUCUUCAAGGUGAUUCUGGAAGGGUAAGGCUUGCUUUUGGAAGCACUGGUACUGUCUACCCUAAUGGAAUACUUCAGAAAACUGUUUUACAUUGUGUGUUUGUGUCUUUCCUAAGAAACCCCGCCAUGCUUGUUCUCCUGUCCCCUUUUCCUGCACUUUUUCAAUAAGGUAUGAAACAAAGACCUCUGCAUCUGCUACCUCAGGAGAAUUGGAAGUGCUCCGCUUGCAGGCAUAACUAAGAGACCAGUGUGACUCUGCUGGGCCGUGCAGCCCCUGCUGCAGCUUGGAGUGCGCUGCUUCCCACCUGCAGGUGCUGACAGGACUGCAAUGUGAACUCUUCUGGAUGGCACAAAGGAAGAAUUACCCUUGGAUGCCACAAUAGCAUUGUGUCCUUCUCCCAGCUUUGCUGUGCAUGCUUUGUCUUUCUGUGUUUGGGAGUGUGCUGUGCCUGUGGAAUGGGUGGUGGUGGAUUGAAGCAAUUUGUGUGAACACAUGUGUGAAUAAUGCUUUACUGUUCUUCAGUGGCAGUACAGGUAACCAUGCCAAAUGAUGUCUGCCUCCAUUUCUAUCCCUGCCAAUGGAAAUACCCUCCUGUGAAAUCCUACUUCUUUUGAGACAGCAUUUUUAUAUGCAGUGGGUAAAACUGCUAUUUAUAAUCAGUAUUCAGCUUGGUGGUGCUAUGCUGAAAUGCAAAACACGCUAUGUCCAGCAGCAAUCAUACGAACAGUCACACUGCAGAUAGGAAGGCCUUGUGAAUGCAUCUAUGGUCCCAGGCUGAUCUGUGCCCAGGGAAGUUCUGCUUCAAAGCAGGUUAGCAUUGGAGUAGCUGUGCCCCAAGGCAACCCAUGCUACCCAUGGUCCGCACCAUAGGAAGGGGCUGGGCAGCCUCCUCUCAGCUGGGUUGUCAUGUAGUAUAAGGGAAGUGUUGGUCAGCACAGAACCUUUGUGACUAAGAAAUGCCCUUUGGCAUUUCUGGGGAUUCUCCGCAGUUUUGCUGUGCCACCAGCUCAGUUUUGGUGGUUCCAGUGGGCCUUGCAGUUAUACUUGCUCUGUGCUACGGUGCCAUUUCUGCAUAUUUAGCACUUAUCAAGCUGUGUGGUGUUACUGAAUCUCAGAUUGCCACAACAAUGAUCAUGUCCUGUGCCCACAAGAAAGCUUAGUUUCUUCUUUGAGUUUUAGGAACCAACUCAUUCCUUUGUCUCUUUUUUUGAAAAAUCAGCUUUUUAAAAUUUAGUCAAUGGUCAACAUGCUUGUGGCUUGAGUUUGGGCUUGAAUGGAGAGUCCAUACCUUUUCCCCAUUUGUGACACUGCUUUCCUUUGAGCCUUCAGACAAAUCAUCUGACUUCUGUUCCAGCUAUAAAAUGGGAACAACAAUGCUCUGCUACCUUGUCAAGCAUUUAGAAACCUAUGGAUGUUUGCUGUGGGCUGGUUGCACAGUACUAAUUAUUGAUCAAAGCUAUUUAUGAUUAAGUCUGUGUGUGUACAAGUUGAUUAUUUCUUUUAUGUACUGUUUCUCAAAUAAAUGGGGAUUAUUUUUUAUGUGUA
This is a messenger RNA of Meleagris gallopavo (turkey), 3252 nucleotides long. RefSeq names its product glucosaminyl (N-acetyl) transferase 4 (gene GCNT4). Gene Ontology annotation, cellular component: membrane. The record is from RefSeq and is a predicted model, not a curated record. Gene Ontology annotation, molecular function: acetylglucosaminyltransferase activity. Lineage: Eukaryota; Metazoa; Chordata; Aves; Galliformes; Phasianidae.